Messenger RNA from Manduca sexta (tobacco hornworm), 8854 nucleotides. RefSeq names its product WW domain-containing adapter protein with coiled-coil homolog (gene wcy). Bases 166 to 1767 code for a protein of 533 amino acids. Gene Ontology annotation, biological process: regulation of autophagy; positive regulation of TORC1 signaling. The transcript has 10 exons. Lineage: Eukaryota; Metazoa; Arthropoda; Insecta; Lepidoptera; Sphingidae. Gene Ontology annotation, cellular component: nucleus. The record is from RefSeq and is a predicted model, not a curated record. Gene Ontology annotation, molecular function: chromatin binding; RNA polymerase II complex binding.
AUCUCUUUCCGUCUCUAUUGACUCUUUCUUGAGUGUCUCAGUGUCUUGAAUGUGACAUGGCGUCCAUCAAGAUAUAUCACGGCCUUCUGUAAAGACCGUUUUAAUGACAGUGGACUCAUUUUGAAUUUUAUUACAGAGGCCGUAAUAAAUCGUAUAUUUGCAUUGAUGGUAAUGCAUGCAAGGAAACCUCAGCGAAUAAGUGAUGGGUACUUUGAGAAGCAUCAGGCCCAUCCGUACCAGAAAUACAAUUCCAAAAGUGACAGAAGAGGUCCAAAUGACUAUGUCUCUUCUGACAACCGAUACACUCUGCUCCGUUCUCCCAAUGGCAAUGUCUCAGCUCACGGUCAUAGCACACACUCAAGCCAGUCAAGCCACGCCCACCAUCACUACAGUCAUGUGGCAGAUGACAGAGGAUAUGCAACGUCAAGAAAUUCCUACAUGCCCAAAGGUCCUGAGAAGGAGAGAGAUAGAGACUUCAAAUCCUCUAGAAAUAAGUACACAGACAGUGUCAGAUCACCCAAGGAACGUAGUAAAGAUAGUGAGAGAGAGAGGAGUAAUCAUGAACGAAAUGAACCUGAGAAAAAGAGUAGGACUAGUGGCAUGAACAUUAGUGUUAGUAGAAGUAAUAAAUAUGACAAAAGAAGUGUACCAUCAGCUAGCGUGCUACCUGGGAGUGAAUGGUCGGAACAUAUUAGUUCGUCUGGAAAGAAGUAUUAUUAUAAUUGUAUCAGUGAAGUGUCUCAGUGGGAGAAGCCACGAGAAUGGGACACAAGAAGAACUUCAUCCAAAGAUUCUACAUAUUCAUCCAGAAGUAAUCGUGAUAAACGUUCGAGUUCUCGAUCCGAGAGGCGGGAAUCCGAGAAAUCUAGUAGAAGAACCAAUAACACUUCAGAAAGGUAUUGGAGCAGCAGCGGCCGCGACGAGGAUGUGCACGAUAGACCACGGUCGAAACACCCGGCUCCCGCGCAUGACGGUAAAGAUGGCCAGGCAUUACAAGAUAUGGACAUUUCACCAGACAGGAGUACACCUCUCUCUGAGAAUUCGUAUGGAAUCAGGGAAACGAACUCAACGUCCCGAAAUAACACGGAAAGUAAUGCGGUACCUCCCGUUGUUGUUCUGGACAACUCAAAUCAACCGAGUGGUUCGCUUCUGGCCGCGGCUUUACCACGCAUCGUGGCCGCGCCCCCACCGAUGACAGUGGUGGCAGUGAACAACGUGAGCAUAUGCACUGGCCCGACGGUGAUCGUGGGGGCCGUGGGGCCUGCGGGGGCCACGCCGCCCGCCGUGGACGCGUGUGGUCCGGGCAGCGGCGCCGGCACGCCGCAUCGCGACGCCGGUCCGCCCACGCCUACACAUUCGGAGAACACAGACCCACAUGCGCCGCCUUUGCACCUAGAUCAAGCUCUACCACGAAAAAUGGAGUGUCUUGGGAGUUAUUCUUCUGUGGUGGGCGGCACGUUGCAUCACGCGCCGCCGAUGAUGACGCCUUCACUCGUGAACUACGUGCGGACGGACUUGACUUCGCACGUCACUGGUUGGCCCGCCGACAUAUUAGAGAAACAGGCUAACAAGUUCACGGAAGAGGCGUAUCAGUUGGGAUGUUUACAGUGCACUCGGGUCUCUGCCGAGUUGAAGUGUACUCGUUCGAUCGUUCGUCACACUGAGAUCCAAGCCACGUUACAAGAGCAAAAGAUUAUGUACCUGCGGCAGCAAAUCUCAAGACUGGAGGAGCUCAAGUCACAGAACUCCUUCAUGUCCGACGACUAGGAGUUGUGGUGGGGGAUGGCGACUGCCCCCAGUAACAACUCCGUGUCGUCGCUACAUCCUUGCGCUGCAUUUCUCACCCUCACGGGGGUACUUUCACACGUCAAAGCUAAACAUUGUUCAUUCCGUUCUUUCUAUGUAAUUUAGAUCAAAUGAUUACUGUUGUGUUGUGUGAUUUGAUGUUAAUGAGCAAUUAUUAUCGUAACAUUCGCCAGAAUUGGUCAAUUUGCAUUACGUGUAAAUUAUCAUUUAAAACCACAUUCAAAUAUUUGAUUAACAUUAAAACGUUUCGAAAUCAGGUUCGGUUUUAAAGGACCAAACUUUUGAAAAACUAACUAAUGGAUAUCGACCCCUUAAUUGCGUUACGACGGAGCUGUUUUUAGCGUAGGUACCGCACGAGAACGUUUACCGAUUUCUCUCACGUAGGAGCGCAAACUGCCGACAUGGCGAUUUGUAGAACAAAGCAGAGGAGAAUUCAUUAUAGUUUAGUAAAUAUUGCUUUUUAAGAGAUAAAUAACGAAACCCUUGAUUUGUUCUUUUUAAAUUGUUACUUCGUGUCUAAUUUAUUGAAUAUAUAAUUGUACGCAUAGAUGUAGGUACAAUUUAAUCUUUUAGAUUUUGUAGAAAGCCAUCAAUAUAGUGUUUGAGUCUAAGGCUAUUUUAGAUGAGAGUAAUAUCUUGCGUUGGGCAUUAGGCGUCAAGACGUAUGCUUCAAUGUCAAGCAUGCGGUAGACAUUGUAUUCGAUAUUUACAUUAAAUCAAUAAAGUUAGAUUAUUGUUUUUUAUAAAUUUUGAUGGACACAUGCUAAAACAUCCUCUCCACGUUAAAAUAUUCAAAAUAAAAAUAUACACCGUGUUAUUUACAUACUAUUUUUAAUUGCAUAUAGUAUGUUUCCGCAUUGUAUAAUUAUGAAGAGCAUCCUAUGCAAUCUCGGUGUUGUCAGAUGUAUCAUGAAGCUAACUUUAAAAAGUAACAAAAACUACAAUAAUUGUGCAUAAUAAUAAAUAUACUUAUUUCCUAUUCAUCAAAUCGGUAACAUAAAACUUUAAUGUAUUCUGACAAUGACUUGUGAGCCAACUAUUAAAGAUUUUUUAUCAGUUAAGUUGGUCAAUAAGAUUAAUUUGUAGACAUUUACGACAGACAUGAUUUGCCCUUAAAUAAGAUGGUCGAAUAUUAUUUUAAUUUUAUGUCUUAGAUGAGAACAUUGUUAAUGAGUGUUGUAUAGAUUUCCCAGUAGUGAAUAAUCCAUGAAUAAUAAACCACGUGUUACGUUGUCAUCGCUUUGCUGACAUAUUUUUUGUACGAUAUACAUUGGUUGGUUUAUCAAAAGUUGUAUUAUAAUACCUAACCUGAGUAGAAUAACACAUUAGAGACGGAAUAAUCGUUGACAAAAAAGCGAAGCGAAGCAGAAACACGAUGUCCGCACCUCUUUAAUAUUGGGCAAGCUUUUACUUUAAUUGUAUUAAAUUUUAAGUUAAUAGCUACGGAAUUGGCUAAUUGUGAAAGCAUGAUUUAAUGAAAUUAUCAUUUAGAUAGAUUUAAGUAGUUGCGAGCGUGACAAACGGAGCGGCGCGUGUCUCACGUGUUGGGACCCGAUAGUUUCAAUUUUCUGUUUCGCCUUUGACAUGUUACGUGUAUACAAUUAGUGGCUGUAGUGAUUGGGACACAAUUUCCUUUCUCUUUGUACUUUAAACAAUAACUGGAUGUCUUAGUAAAUAAAUUAUUUUUUAAAUGUAUGCUCUAUGGAGUCAAUUUCGAUGUUAUGAUAAUCUUUAUUUGUCAGAGUAAGGGUACAGUGUUUGUAAUGUGUUUAUUGUAAAGAUUUAAAUUAUUGAAUUAUUGCGUUGGUAGCGAAUAAUUUCUAUACUUUGAUAUGAGUGUUAAACAAAGCUUGUUGAUGUAGUGACUAGUGACCACUAGCGACCAUUAGUGAAUCGGUCUAUUUGCUCACUUGUCCGUGGCUGUAUUCUGUAAUCUGUCCCCAACUACAUUACUACAAGUUUGCGCUACAUUUAUUACAGUUUCAAAAGGUCUAAAAAAAUAUCACUUUCAUGCACCUUGCUGACACAGUGUUAAGUAUCAUGUAAUUAUGAAUUUUCAAUAUAACUAGCAGGCGAUGAAAACCAGUCUUAAAUUUGCGUACAGUCUGGCAUUGCAUAUGAUUUUAAUUAAUCAGAAGACAGUCUACUAACCGAUUGAAACUGUUGUAAUAGUACUCUCGUUUGUAUAUUUUGGAUCUUCUGUGACAGAUUGUACGAAUAUUGUUAUAGCAACAAAGUAUGCCUGCAAAUCGAAGUGGCGCGAGGAAGCAAAGCAGAGUUACAAUACAGGGUCAUUUUGACAUUGUAUUACCAAAUACCAUCACAUAUUUAUCUUCUUGGAAAUAAUACUUUACAAUAAGUUAUUUGAACCGUAGAUGUAAAAUAGAAAAGUGUGAACCAAAUAAAUAACUAUAAAAAAAUAAUUUAAUUUUAUAUGUCCUAAUGUACUACUACUCUACGAGAAUUCGGAUCAGCACCAAUAGCAUUUUUUUUUUAGUGGGAAAUACAUACACGUACACGCCAUUAUCUGACUAAACUACAAAAUGAUCUAAAAAUUAGAAAACUGAAAAUAUUCGUUUCUAAUUGACGAUUUUGGCGAAGUACAGAAGACUGUCUUUGUAUAAAUUAACUGAAUGUCAAAAUGACCGUGUAUAAUGUGUUGCUAACGAAAUUGAAUAAAGUUUAGGCUUUGGUCAUAUAUUUGUGCAAUUUUAUUAGUAAAUUGCAUUCCGUCGCUACACUUUGGUAGACGGGCAUUUUAAAGUUAAUAAAGUGUAUCACAGCUGAUGUUGAGAGAAAACGAAUAAAGUGUAAGUCAUUGCUAGUAAAGGUGGUCGAGUCAGAAUAUAAUCCACCAUUGUUAUAUAAACUAGGGCGCACACCGUCUGCCUCUCACCCUACAGGCUUCACGAUUACAUCUUCUAGAUGUAUUCCUUGUCACACUGCAUUAAUGUUUGGGUACUUGUUUUAUGACCACUAAGGCGUAACAUAAUUUUAAUUUGCCAUAAAAAAAUCAAUGAAGUUCAAGUCGUUUAGUCGCGUUGCGGCAGCCACAUUACACCGCAAGCAAUAAAUAUCUGCCAUGUAAUACCUUCUGUUAUACAGACGUGUCACACACCACAACUAUUAGUUUGGCGCAGUAUCUUUAGCCCGUGUGAUGUAUUGUGAAUUAAGCCUUAAUACAGUUCUAAGAGUUAACACUUAACCCUGGGCAUAAAUAAUGAACUGUUAAUUUAAGUUUGAUAUUUUAAACUAAAGUUAGGGUUAAAUAUCUCAAUUUAAGUUAAAAUAUCAAUAUUUGUAAAGUUUAAAAAGAUAUAAUUCGGUUUCAAUUGUUUUUGUCACCAUUAUGAGCAACUUGGGGAACCAAUUAACCAUUUCAAUUUGCAGAGAUAUUAGGUUAUAGUAUUAAAUACUUCCGUUAUAUGUUUUUUUUAUGAAGUUAGUGCCACCGGUAUUUUAUUUUUUUAAAGUAUUAAAGACAUGUUUACAUUUGAUUAUUAUAUUAUUAAGCAAACUGUAAUUUUCUGCUUGUGACAUUUUUAUGACUUAUCUUUUCCAUUUCGCAAAAUAAUCAAAGCUAUGAUCCAAAAAUAUAUAAAUACGGAGAUCCACGAUAUUAAACGUAUAUCGAUUUGAUAGACUAAUAAAUAAUAACAUGAUCGACACUCAACAUAUACGAUUAAAAAUUAAAAUAAACUUUUCGAGCUAUAAUGCAUGUCUGGGACAAACCGCAGAUUGCAGACGCAGGCCACACUUCCUGCGGUUAUGGCCGACCGCGUUGGUACCUGCAGUCGCCACCUAGUUUUUAUUCUGAGAUAGACUGCAAGCCGCAUAUGUCGCGAAUGUAGGUCUCAGUCGUUUCCAUAGAUUAUCCCGUUACGUUAGAUAAAUUAGCGAUCCAACUAAUUUUAAUUGAUGUCGCUUUUCGAAUUGUCACAUUCGAUUAACUUAUAAUUUUAAUUUUGGCCCAUUGUUUUAACCUCAGUACAAUAACAAUCAUAGAAGUAAUUAUAUUUGAGUGUAAACCGUGUUUCACGGCAAGAAAUUUAAUCGUGUUGCGAUUCCUUCUCACAUUAGUGUAACGUAACUAAAUUUUGUUGUAAUAUUUGACAUUUAUUUGCUUUUUAAUUCGGUAUCAUAGAUGUGACCGUGGUGGCCGAUAAGCCGAUCUUAGCAACAUAAUAUUUGUCUCGUUCUUUUCAUCGGAUUCAAUGGGAUAAGUACACGAGUAUGCGGAUAAUUUAGAUCUAUGUUUGUUAUUGUUCUGAAGUUUUGACCAAUUUCAACCUUACAUUUCAUGUGAUGAAUCUAUAAAAAUAAAUAAUCCUAUAAAGUACAUACUUAUUAUUUCGCGCAUUCAUAUAUUUGGUGUAUUUUUCAAGAUGAAUAGGAUUGUUCUUUCACUUCUUUCAUUUUAGCACGGAUUUUUCGGAUAGUGUGGAAACUUGCUGUUCACACCAUCACUGGCGCUGCGGUCGGCCACAACCGCGCGCCACGGCCACACGUUAAGACAUUGAUGUCGUGUUGCUUGGAAUCAUUUUUUAAUAAAUUCUUAGUAAUAGUGUGACUUAUAGUCUUCAGCUUACGGUUGCGGAUUUCUUUCCCUUUCCUCCAUUAAAUGAUUAUUUACUUAUACGGAGAUAGUAAAGUCAGAGUUAUUUUAAUAUCACAAAAUGAAUGUACACGUGGCCUUAAAUUACACAUAAAAACCGCAAUUCAAACACUCGACGCAAAACGAACAUGGAACGCUCAACUUAAUAUUAAAAUCCAAUAAGGCCCAGUUCUUAACCAAAGAGGGCAGUGGGGAGGAAGUGAUGGCAUAGCGAAGAAAGCAUGCUACUCCCUGGAUCCACGCCGUUGUUCCCGUCCCUCUCACAUUUAAGUCUAUAACGAGCCCUUGGGUAUAAUCAGCAUAACGCGUCGCAGCAUGAUUUUUGCUAUAAUUGACUCCUAUAAAUGUAAGAUCUUAUAUGGACAUAGUAUUAACUUGUCAAUUAUAAUAUAAGAAUUGUAUUCUGAAUGUUAAAGGAAACAAAAUAUUUUUGAAAUUAAAAAAAAAUAUAUAGUGAGCGAUUGAGACCGACGCUUGAUUUGCGCGGCGACAGGCAAAAAGGCUAUUUAAAAUAAUGGAAUCGGAGUUGCGAGUCUAUUUUUUUAUACUUUUGAAAUAUUGUUUAGUUAAGUAGAUUUUCUACAUUUCAUUGUUUUUUGCCCUUUAAUAACACCAUAAACAGAACAAGAUGGGAAAUAUGCGUUAUACCUAGGUUACUCUUGUUAAAUAAUAGGCGUGCGCUCGGUACAAUCAUUUAUUCCAGACUGGCUUGCGUGCAUACCCACGCACACAUACACAACAACUCUUUCAGUGUAGGACGAAAUUUCAGACAGAUUUCUUUGUUUCUUUUUUUGUGUCCAAAAGCUUAUAAAUAAUAAAUUCCUGUGAUAUGAUUUUAGUUCAUCCUACACAGUACCUAUUUCUUCUGGGUUUGAACGUGUUUAUUCCGAAUUAGCACUCAUGGAAACAUUGUUACAUUUUGCUUGUACGUAGCAGUCAUUAGUCACAGUCUUUUAUUAUAAUACUAGCUUUUUCCCGGGGCUUCACCCGCGUGAUUAAGUUUUUCGGGCUAAAGUUUUCCGUUAUAAAAGUCACGCUAUAUAUACUAUGUUCUUCCCAGGAUCUCAAAUUAUCUCCAUACCCAAUUUUAUCUAAAUACAUUGGGUAGUUUAUGAGUUUAACGCGUUCAGGCAGACAGACAAAUACAGCGGGGGACUUUGUUUUAUAAUAUAUUUUUGUAGAACUUUUAAGACCAACAACCUCGUCAUACAUCAUUGUUGCAUAACUUUAAUCGUUUAUGCAGCGCACGCAACGGAAGCUCUCAAAAGAAAUAAAUUUACACAGUUUUAACAAUAUUUUUUAUUACUACACCGUUCCCGUUGGUCAUAAAUAGGCUAUGCAACACAUAUAGAAUUUUUCAAUUCGAACCGCCAUUUCCGAAGAUUAGCGCGUUCAAAGAAACAGACUCUUCAGCUUUAUAUAAUAGUAUAGAUAUAGUUGUAUGGAGCUUGCAAAGCUUGCAGUUACUAUUAUAUAUAAAUCCGAUGUUUUUCGGCCUCCUGUCUAGCAAAAGCCGUCGUCGUCUGUUUCUGUCUCAUUUACAACCAUGGAAAGAUAUUUAUUUUUGCGGAAUUACAUCGCACGUACUCAUUUAGUGUAGUAUAUCAGUGACGCUUUACGAUAUCUGUGUUUCAAUAUACAUAUUGGGUACCGUUUCAAUGUUGUAUAAGAUUAAACAGUGGAAAUGUUUUAUAAUUUGUAGUUUUGUGUGAUGGGGAACGUAUCGCGACACACAUUAUUUUUGACCAAUAAAUAUUUAUGUAAACCUUGUAAAGAGGCAGAUAUUUUGUAUUAAUAGUAAUUAAAUUCAUAGAGUAUAAUAGUUGAUUUAUAUUGAUAGAAUGGUAUGGGCUUAAAUAACAUUUGAUCAGAACAUAUUUGCAUGCCUUGUAAUUUACGAGUACGACACGAGUUCGACAGAUUCAUUUUGUUCACAUACAGAGUAACAUUAGAUAAUCGUUAGUUAGGUAAAAAAUGCGGUCUAGGUCUUUUUAUUUUUCUAAUAUAGAACUAUUAAAUUUAAUUGAAAUGGUAUGUGUUACAUCAAACUGUAUAAUAUACAUGGAAUUAACAGAAGUACUGUGAUAUUCAUUCACUUUCACACGUAAUAGUAAAUAACGUUCUUGCAGACCUGUGUGGAGCCAUACCUGUAAUUAAUUAUUUAAGUUCGCGCUGUUUAUAUUCGCUAAUUUAUAUUAUUUAGGGCCUAAGCGGGUCAUUAUCGUGUACCGAAGGGCGCGCGGCCCCUGCCUGGUCCCUGCGCGGCCGCUCGCCGCUACAUAGGAUAUUUCAAGUUAGUAUAUUGUGCGACCUUUGUCGCCUCCACACAGGUCUCUAUUUUUUCCAUUAUAUGCAUAACUUCGUGAAUUUUGUUUUUCUCAUUGUUCGAAAUAUAACGUUUUAGACAGUUUAAAUAAAUCAGUUUCAGAUAAA